Molecule: messenger RNA, 1737 nt
Organism: Eimeria acervulina
Lineage: Eukaryota; Apicomplexa; Conoidasida; Eucoccidiorida; Eimeriidae
Exons: 1
Coding region: 1-1737 (578 amino acids)
Source: RefSeq, a predicted model, not a curated record
AUGCAACCGCCCGAGGGCUUGCCUCUGGAGGAGAGGCUGGCAGACUAUCAGCGAAAGCUGCGUUUAGUAGCCCACGAAGCGAAGGCAUUCGGAGAUGCAGCAGAGGUUCGUUUAAGGAAGCAGCGUCGUUCAAUAGAGAAGCUGAAGACUGAGAAUGAAGCAAUUAAAAAAGAGCUGCAGCAGACUCGGGAGGCUCUGUCUCAGCAGCAGAAUACUUUAUUAGGUUCCCGCAUGCAGCAGAUGAACGAGCGCUGUCAUACAUUCUUAAGGCAGAUCUCUGAUGCUAAGAAAGAAGAGCAGCAGUUAUUAAAGAAUAUCGAUGUAUUAGAGGGAAGAGUAUGCAAAUGCAGAGAGAUUAUUGGGUCUUUAGGAGGUGUAUAUGCAGCUGGAGCAACUAGCGAGACUAUUGCUAAGCAAACUCGUACAUUAGAAAGUCGGUUAGAUAAAGCGCUGCAGAAACAAAGCCAAGCAUGUGCAGCAAACAAACGGCUAAAAGAAGAAAUUAAUAGUCUCCGUAAAGAAAGAGUUAGCUUCGACCAACUGUGUCGGCGUGCAGAGAGCGAUCUUGUAUCUCAGAAGCAUGCAGUAUUUGAAUUAAUUAAAUCAGCUAAUGAAUUCUAUACAGCUAGAGACAAAGCUCAGCGUAAGAUAGCUUCUAUUAAGUCUGAUGAAGCUAAAGAAAGAAGAAAUUUCGAGACAGAAUGGGCAGACCUCCAGCAAAUCCUAGAGAAGCUGCAGCUGCGUCGGUGGCAGCAGCAGCAGCAGCAGCAGCAGCAGCGCCUCGCUAACCUUGAAGCCCGUCGUGCUGCUGCAUGCGAAGAGGAUGCACAGCUCAGAGGGAAGGAACAAGAAGAAGAAAAUGAUUACUCAUCUCUAUUAGACAAGUCUAUGGUUAAGAGCUACCGCAGCGCCUUCGCAAAAAUUCAAGCAGCAACACGAGUAAGCAGCAUAGACGAGCUUAUUGCUGCAUUUCGUGUUGCAGAAGAACAUAACUUUUCUUUAUUUACUUAUGUUAAUUCUCUUAGUGAUCAAGUAGAGAGUCAAGAAGCAGCUGUACAGGAGCUUCGCCAGGCUCUUCAUUUAUGUACAGAAGAGCAGCAGCUAAUCUCGAAGAAGAAACAAGAAGAAAGCAGCGAAUUGCAGGCUGAAGAGCUGCUAAUGCAUCAGCAGACUUGCAUACUCGAAGCAACAAAUGCUGCAGCAGAUAAACAACUAAAUGAUAUUAAACAAACACUCAAAGUUAUGUUCAAAGAAAUCAGGGGAGAUGAAAUCUACAAGCAUGAACUGUGGGCACAGGAAGAAAUUGAAGACGCAGCUAUCAUCAAUUAUUUGCAGGCUAUUGAGCGAGCUGUAGACACUCUCCUUUGUAUCCUUCUGCAGCACAAAAACCAGCAGCAACAGCAGCAGCAGCAACAGCAGCAGCAGCAACAGCAGCAGCAGCAGCAGCAGCAACAGCUGGCGCAGCAAAGGGAUGGAGCAGAGCCUUCUGCUGCUGCUGCAGGCGACUCCCUGAGAAAGAAGCAAGAUCGCACUAUCAAAAUGAAGAAGCCCCAGCCACAGAUUAAGAUGCCGUCUGCUGUUAAUCCAUCAAACAGCAGAGAGAGUUCAGAAGAAGAAGAAACAGAGUUGCAUCCGUUGUCUCGAGAGGAGUUAAGGAGGAAGCUAGAAAAAAAUAAAUUUAGAAUAUAUGAAAAAGAGCUUAAACCAAAAAGCAGAAAAAAUACAACAAACAAAUAA